CGACCCGGUCCCGAACCCCAGGCUUAGUGAGCUGUCCCAGACCGGGAACCUGGCCGCAUGCUCAGCUCUCCCGCCCGGGGAAUGGUGCACUGAGCCACGGAGUCGGACCCACACCCACAGCAGGCCCCUGGACGUGGUUCACUGCAUGCCAGCCCGGCCAGGAAGGGGAGGACUCGGUACACCCUGGGCUCUCUGCGCCUUUCCCGCGCAGGAGCAGGAACUCAGAUUCCUGUCUCACCCAAGGUUUCCAGAACCUCUGAGACAGGAGGCCACCAGCUCUACCUCAUGCGUAGGGGACCUUGCUAGUGAUGGCCCUGCUCCUUGGCUUCCUGCUGCUGCUACUGGAGCUCUGCGGGAAUACCCUCUCCAUGGGGUCACAGUCAUCCACAAAGGGUACUGAGGUUCUGGAAUUUGAAUUGCCUGCCACGGACUAUGAGACCAAAGACUCCUACAAAGCUGGGCCCAUUGGCGGUCUCUUUCAAAUCGUGCACGUCUUCCUGCAUGUGGUGCAGCCCAAUGAUUUCCCCGAAGAUAUUUUAAGAAAAAUUCUACAGAAGAAGUUUGACUUCUCAACUGAUUAUGACAAGCCAGAAAAUGUAGUCUUGACCCUGAAGAUUAUCUACUAUGAAAUCGGGGUCAUCAUCUGUGCUGUGCUGGGACUGCUCUUUAUCAUUCUGAUGCCUCUGGUAGGGUUCUGCUUUGGUCUGUGUCGUUGCUGUAACAAGUGCGGUGGAGAGAUGCACCAGCGCCAGAAGAAGAAUGGGCCCUACCAGAGGAAGUGUUUCGCCGUCUGCCUCUUGGUGAUUUCUAUAUUUAUAAGGGAGCAGAGCCUCGGUAUCAUCUAUGGUUUUGUGGCAAAUCACCACCUGAGGACCCAGAUCGAAAGGACAAGGAAACUGGCAGACAGCAACUUCAAAGACUUGAGAACGCUCAUGAACGGAGCUCCAGCGCAAAUCAGCUACAUCCUGAGCCAAUACAGCACCACUAAGGAAAAGGCAUUCUCAGAUCUGGAUAAUGUUAAAUCAUUGCUAGGAGGCGGAAUUCAGAAACAGCUGAGACCUAAAGUGAUCCCUGUGCUGGAUGACAUCAAGGCUAUGGCGGAAGAAAUCAAAGAGACGAGAGAAACACUAUUGAAUGUGAACAAUACCUUAAAGGAGCUGAGAAAGUCAAGUGCACAACUUAACACCAGCCUGAGUGAUGUUAAAAGGGACCUGGAGCGAUCACUCAAUGACCCCAUGUGCUCUGUACCUUCAGCGACUGCCACUUGCAACAACAUCAGAACAUCUCUAAGCCAACUGGAUGAUAAUACCAACAUGGGUCAGCUCCCAUCUUUGGAUAAGCCAAUUGAGAAGAUUAAUGAUAUUCUUCAAACAAAUUUGUCCAGCCUGGUCCAACAGGGCUAUAAAUCCUUUAAUGAUAUUCCUGAGAUGGUGCAAAAUCAAACCACAGACAUCAUAUCAGUACAUGCAGCCCUCCCUUAUGUCAAAAGUACCUUGAAUUCCAUUGGUUCAGAUAUUGAAAAUAUAGGCGAACAGAUUCCUAUUCAGGAUCAGCUGUCGAAUUUCAUGGGUUACAUCAAUGACACUGAAACUUACAUCCACCGCAAUUUACCCACGUUGGAAGAGUAUGAUUCGUACAGGUGGCUGGGUGGUCUGGUUGUCUGCUGUUUGCUGACACUCAUCGUGAUUUUUUACUACCUGGGCUUGCUGUGUGGCACCUGUGGCUAUGACCAGAACACCACCCCAACCAGACGAGGCUGUGUCUCAAACACCGGAGGCAUCUUCCUCAUGGUUGGGGCUGGAGUCAGCUUCCUGUUUUGUUGGAUAUUGAUGACCAUCGUGGUUCUCACUUUUGUCGUUGGUACAAACGUGGAAAAACUGCUCUGUGAGCCUUACCAAAAUAGGAAGUUAUUCCAGGUUUUGGACACACCGUACUUACUAAAUGAAAAUUGGAAACACUAUCUCUCUGGCAUGGUAUUUAACAAACCGGAUAUUAAUCUCACUUUCGAACAAGUUUAUAGUGAUUGCAAAGAAAAUAGAGGUAUUUAUGCCACACUUAAGCUAGAGAACAGCUACAAUAUCAGUGAACAUCUCAAUAUUCAGGAGCAGGCUGGAAACAUAAACAAUGAUUUUCAAAAUAUGGAAGUAAAUCUUGACAAUAUCGUUCUGCUGGAUGAAGCAGGAAGAAAAAACCUUAUGGAUUUCGGCCUUUCGGGAAUAGACACCAUAAAUUAUGACGUCUACUUGGCUGAGCUGAGUAAAACCCCCACCAAAGUGCAUCUUUUAUCCUUCGCAGAUGAUCUAGAAGUAAAAGCCAACCAUUUGACCCAUGGAAAUUUGAAACAGUCCCUGAAAAAUAAUGCACAGACCAUUAGAAUGAUUCACCGUGACCGUGUCAUCCCGUUGGAACAGUCAAUGUAUGGGAAGGCAAGGAGCUCCGCAUACCAAACCAUCAAGGAUCUUCGACAAAAAAGCAGUGGAUUGGAGAUGAAAGUGAACAAUACCAUUUCCUCUUUGGAUUCUGCUCAGGACUUCCUCAGAACCCGUAUUUCCUCAGUUAUUGUUGAAGAAAGUCAGAAGUAUGGGAGCAUGAUAGUAGGAUACUUUGAACGCUAUCUGCAGUGGGUCAAGAUCUCAAUCACUGAGAAGAUUGCAGCCUGCAAACCUGUGGCCACAGCGUUAGACUCUGCUGUCAACGUCUUCCUGUGCAGCUACAUUAUCGACCCCAUGAAUUUGUUUUGGUUCGGCAUAGGAAAAGCCACCGUAUUUCUACUUCCGGCGCUCAUUUUUGCUGUGAAGCUGGCCAAGUACUACCGUCGAAUGGAUUCAGAGGACGUGUAUGAGGAUAUGGAAAAUGGUAAUAUUGGUUUUCAUAGACAUCAUUCCACUCAGACUGUAUGAACAAAAAUUUUAAGCAGAUCCAACGGCACAAGUUCUUGAUCUACAGUGUCUCCGAAUACUGGAAAAGAAACCUUCCCUUCUGGAUUUUACAGAGUCUAGUGAUUUUUUUAUGCAACAUUUCACUGAUGCGCCAAAGAGUGAAAAGCGUGUGUUCACACCUGUUUUGUUUUGUCUUUAGAGGUUUUGCUUUAAUCAUCCGAGACUUCUAUGAAAGUUCCAAUAUGUAAUACAUUCAUUCAUUUCCAGUUUAGCUUUCAGAACAAGACAUGAAUUGUGUCACAUUUCAUUGCUUGGGAACCUAGACUUGUAGCUAGACAAAAUCUAGCAAAUAGCAGAUGUGUGUGUGAACAAUAAAAGAGUGAUUUCAGAAA
Messenger RNA from Suricata suricatta (meerkat), 3271 nucleotides. RefSeq names its product prominin 1 (gene PROM1). The coding region runs from base 309 to 2900 and encodes 863 amino acids. The record is from RefSeq and is a predicted model, not a curated record. Gene Ontology annotation, molecular function: cholesterol binding. The transcript has 28 exons. Gene Ontology annotation, cellular component: cilium; prominosome; apical plasma membrane. NCBI's taxonomy places the organism in Eukaryota, Metazoa, Chordata, Mammalia, Carnivora, Herpestidae.